This is a messenger RNA of Branchiostoma floridae (Florida lancelet), 1903 nucleotides long. Its product is annotated as zinc finger protein 677-like. The transcript is spliced from 2 exons. Lineage: Eukaryota; Metazoa; Chordata; Leptocardii; Amphioxiformes; Branchiostomatidae. Gene Ontology annotation, cellular component: nucleus. Bases 889 to 1878 code for a protein of 329 amino acids. The record is from RefSeq and is a predicted model, not a curated record. Gene Ontology annotation, molecular function: DNA-binding transcription factor activity, RNA polymerase II-specific; RNA polymerase II transcription regulatory region sequence-specific DNA binding. Gene Ontology annotation, biological process: regulation of transcription by RNA polymerase II.
CCUUUUCCGCCGUACGCCGAAAAUAUCGCCGUACCCGCUAAAAACUAUCGCCGUACCCGCUAGGCUCGCCGUACCCGCUAAAAAAUAUCGCCGUACCCUAAAAAUCUCGCCGUACCCGUCCCUUUCCGCCGUACGAAACAGCCGACACCGCUCAGCCACAGGGCCUACUCAAACGAAAGUCGCGUCUAAAUACCCUGUACGGCAACGAUACACGGUCUCAAAUAGCCUAUGCUAUGGGAAACAUCCCUGGCCACCUAUCUGCCCAGCGGCGUUGUACAAAUCGCACCCAAUCCUGAGAACACUUCUGCAAACUGUGGUGAGAAGCGGUUUCGAGAAGCGGAAAUCAACCGCGUAACCCGGAAGUGUCACAAUCCUCUGUGGCGGGAAACUUGUUUGGUACCCGUUUCAGCUUGCAGAGAGGUGUUGUAAAAAGGUUGGUGAAACGUCAAGUAGAUUUUGACUAUUAAUGCGUGAAAUGUGCGGUUUUAUAUAAUUAACGUUAUAACAGCAGCAUUAUACAAAUGGUAACAUCAAAUGCCGGCCAGAAUUGCGUUCUACUAUGAAUUUCCAUAACGUCAACGUUAUAUGCAACAACAGGAAAGUUUUCAAUAGCAGUGGUUUAAAUGAUGAUAUAUGUCUGGACAUGUCUGUACACAGGGGUCUCUUAAUGGGUCUAUAGUUAUAAUAAUAAUAGUUAUAGAUAGGGUAAUGUGGGGCAAUUAAUAAGAUCUCUGUAAGAGUUUAGCAUGUGACUUCUGGGUGUUUUAUAACAUAGUGGGAUUGUGUUACUGCAAUGUGGUGACUUGAUGAGAUUGCAGCAUAAAAAUGCAACUUGUACACAAUCACAGAUAUUCCAUCGUGGGUUGAAUCACACUCCCACCACCAGAAAUGAAUAUCAUCACUGACACCCCAACACCUGGAGUCACAGGGGACACCCCAACACCUGGAGUCACAGGGGACACCCCAACACCUGGAGUCACAGGGGACACCCCAACAACUGGAGACACAGGGGACACCCAUACCCCGGCACCUGGAGUCACAGGGGACACCCAUACCCCAGCACCUGGAGACACAGGGGAAACCCAUACCCCAGCACCUGGAGACACAGGGGAAACCCAUACCCCAGCACCUGGAGACACAGGGGAAACCCAUACCACAGCACCUGGAGACACAGGGGAAACCCAUACCACAGCACCUGGAGACACAGGGGAAACCCAUACCACAGCACCUGGAGACACAGGGGACACCCCAGCGCCUGAAGUCACAGGUCAGGACACAAAUGACACAUUUGCAGCGUCCACGAAUACCAUCCUGUGCGACACAUGCGGAAAAGAUGUGCUAGAAGCAAAAUACACAAAACAUUGCCUUCGGCACAGAGCUACACAUGUUUGCAACACAUGCAGAAAAGCUUUUCAUGAAAGGUUUGCUCUAAAAAAACACAUAGAAUUCCAGCAUAACUGCGUCCUCUGUCCUGAGUGUGGAAAGUCCUUCAGAUCCUACAGUGGUUUCCAAAAGCAUAGUCACAUGCAUAAACCAACACAACACAACUGUAAAUCCUGCAACCUCACAUUUUCAUCCAAGGCUCAAUUAUACAAUCAUCGGAGCAAGGCACACCUCCCUCAAAAAUCAUGCAACACAUGUGGAAAAGCCUUUUCCAAGAAGUGUCAUCUGACAGAUCACAUGAAGACACAUGAGGGUGAGGAGGCAAAGGUGCACAAGUGCACUCAGUGCCAUGCAUCGUUCAAGCAGAGACAAUCCUUAACAAGACACAUGAGCACACAUGAGGACCUGAGGACAUGCGACUUGUGCAACAAAACCUACCAUGGAUCUAGGCAGCUGGCACGCCACCUUGCAACAGUACACAAGAACUCAACAUAAAUGACCAUCAUCCUGCAUUAUAUUC